UAGCAGACGAACCCGUGAAUGGAGAUAUGACUGAGUAAUAACGUCUUAUUACAUGUGCACGAUUAAGUUAUUACAAACGUAAAGUGAUGGAGGACGGAAACAGGACUGAUGCUGCCUCCACAUCCAAGAGCCACGCAGGCUCACUCCACCUGCAGACUCCAAAAAAUGAGGAUGCCUAUGAAAUUGCCAUCCCCUAUGAAGAGAACAACUUUGAGCAGCAAGGGUUUUUCAACCAGAGUGAUCAAAAUUUUGAAGAGUCACCCCCAUCCGCUGGCCCCUCUCCAGUCAACAACUCAUACAUGGUGAUCACCAACCUGCGGACCCAGCUGCAGAUCUCUCUGGAGAAAAACUCCUGGCUGCAGAAAAGAAUUGAAGACUUGGAAGAGGAGAGGGACUUUCUUCGUUGCCAGCUGGACCGCUUCAUCUUUUCCACAAAGAGCCAGGGACAGGAGCAGAGUCAGAGCCAGUACAGUAACGGUUAUGAAUCUAGACGAUUUAACUGGAGGGCAAGAAGAGAGGAAAAUCGGCCUGCUGAGCAACAGAAGACGGACUCACAGCAUUUCACCUCACGUCCGUUUAUCCAACGAAGGCCUGGUCCUCCAACCAUAGUGCCUUCCAAAAACCAUGUCUCCAGUCCACUUACCAAUCAACUUGCCUCUAUUAAUGCUUUGUUCAACUCUACACAGUCCCAGGCCCUCUUGCAAGGCCAUAGCCACAGUACUCCCAGUACCACAGCUAGUGGCAGCAGCUGCAACAGCAGCAGUGCUACAAGGUCAUCCAUAAAUGACAUGAGUGGACAUAGCAACGUAGGUCCAGAUUCGCUUUCACUCUUGGGAGAAUCUGAUGAGUACUUGGAACAGGACGUUUACCUGGACGAGGAGGAAAUGAUAUCAGGGGAAGAUGUUAUGUCAGAUACCAUUAACGGCAACAGACACCAAUUAAAGAGAAGACGGGUCUUCCGCCCCCCUAGAGAGCGACAGAGAGUGAAAGAUGCUGCUGGAGUGCUGUUUCGCUACAAGAAGAUCUUACUUACAUACCAGCGUCUGAAAAAUAUGUCCAAGGCCUUCCAGAUCCAUGGUGUGGACCGCAACACGGUGGCUUCUACCACACCCAUUGCUGAGCUACUACUAGUGGCCCCAGAGAAGGUGGCAGAGGUGGGUGAGUUUGACCCAUCCAAGGAGAAGCUGCUGGACUAUGCCCGGCGCUGCUACACUGCCCUGGAUGAGGAGACACUCAGUAGGGUGCAGGCCUUGAAGAAGAAUAAUUUGCUCCUGCCUAUCUCCUACAGGUUCAGACACUGAGGGGAAAAAGACAGAGGAAAUGUGAAGUGUCUCUGGAAAACAGUGGAGUUGGUGGUUAAGUGAGGACAGCAGAGGCAGUUGGGUUCUGCUGCAGCAAGCCAGCUCACCCCUGAGGCUCAGAGAUGUCCAGAAGCAUGAGGAAUUAUUUUGCUAUCUCAGAAUCCUGGAUAUGGCCAUGUGAACUGUAAACUGCAGCUGACAUCCUUUGCUUUUCAAACAAAAGAACUUUCCACAUCUCACUUUUAUUAUCAAUAUGAUUGUACAGGAAUGUCCGUUUCUGGCAUGUCUGUGUGAUUCAGAAUUUGUGAACGAGAAUAUGUCUUUACUGUUAUAGAGGGUAUUGCUUUUCUUUAGUACUUAAAUGAGUGUUAAUCAACUUAGCUCAUUCAUGUUUCAGACCUGAGGUUUGGAGAGACACACAGACCUUUUGUUUCUUGAACAUCUGGAUCAGUUCGAGGCCAGUAGUUUAUUAAUUGAUUGUCUAGAUCAGUCUGUUCCUGACAGUCUAAAUGAUUUAUUAACAGCAUUUUUUAUCACUUUUUUCAUGCAAUUUUGACACAAUCAUAAAAAUAUAGUAGUUUUCAAUCAUAAUGUCUCUGUAUGUUAAAAUUAUGAUGCACCCCAUAGAUUUUGUAGAAGUACGCCAUGAUUUUAUGAAAUAAUCAUUUACUUUUGUUUAUAUUGUUCUGUGUGUCUUUGUUUUAGUGUUUGAUACUGCCAUUAUAUCCUCAACCAAUUUUACUUGCCUUAAUGCAAUUUUGUGAUUUCCUCACAAGACAUUUAGGUCACUCCCUGAACACCCACUGAAUUAGAAUCUUGGGAGUCAGUUUGCGUUCUCUUCUCUUUUCCAUUUAUUCUGGCUAAAGAGAAGGAAACAGAGGUGAUCAUGAACUGACUAUAGUCCAACAUUAUGUGGCAAAUUCAGUUUUAACAGUAACUUCUGGCAACAAGAGCCACUUGUUUUUAGUUAACAAUCAUAUACACAAAUAUGUUCGUGACAUUGUGUUUGACUCAUAAUAAUAACACAUGUUGGUCUUGGGCCCAGUUUUAACAAUACUGUUUUAUUUUGCAUUAAUCUGUUGUACCCACAAAGGGUUUACCAACCCCUUUUUGUAAAUGAUCUGCACUAAAAUACAGUAAAUGUAACUACUUAUAGUUCUGGUAUUGAGGCUGUUGUAAUGCUUUUGUGACAACAAUACCUUUUGUAAAAUACAGUACAAAGCAUUUACUAUACUAGCUAUUUGUAACAUUGUGUAAAGUUUGGUUCUGUGUGAAAAAUUGUGGACAUUAAUCACAACAGUUUUGCAGUGUGAGUUACAGCAUCAGCGAAAGCAGCUAGUUUGUAGAGAUCUUGUCAAAAUAUGAAAUUUUCAAAGAAGCAGCCAGGUUGACUGUAUUGUAUGACAAUGUGUGAUGUUUAUACAAGUACAGUGACAUGAUAAGAUCUCUUGGAAUUAAACAGAUUAGCUUACAGUGAAAUACAGGGACUCUUGGCUUAAAUUUUCAUAUCUCAAUUAUCCCUGUCCUAAAACAAAAGAGAGAUAGGUACUUAAAUCAGUGGAAGUUAUGCGUUUUUCACUGUCUGAUUGUUUGUAUGGAUAUAAAGCAAGCAGUGUAAGGUGCAGUGCAAACUUGCUAAAUCAUACCAGGGUGCAUAUAAUACAGUAAUUUGUUCUCAUUUUUAUGUCUCACAUUUAUGUGUACUGAGUGAAAUGUGUAUCUCACUGAAACAAAGCCUAUCAUUCACCAAAUGUAUAGUAAGACUCAAAUGUCAUUAAGGCAUUUGAUUUCUCACAAAAUUGAGAUUUAUUAAUCCGUAAAGUCCAACAUUAAAGAAAUGAUUAUCAUUGGGGACUUCAA
Molecule: messenger RNA, 3161 nt
Organism: Micropterus dolomieu (smallmouth bass)
Lineage: Eukaryota; Metazoa; Chordata; Actinopteri; Centrarchiformes; Centrarchidae
Product: coiled-coil domain-containing protein 106-like
Exons: 8
Coding region: 87-1301 (404 amino acids)
Cellular component (GO): nucleoplasm
Source: RefSeq, a predicted model, not a curated record